AUGCUCACCGAAGACCCAGACAAAACAAAAAUGAACAAAAAAUCACUUGUUGUACCGUUAGGCGUUUCAUUUCAAAUUAAAAUCGACUUAAAGAUAAUCGUAUUGUCGGAUCUUGAAUCCGAUCUUAUGAAUGUUCGUCAAUGUUGCGAAAAAUUAAAUCGGCUGUUUUUACCUGAAGCAGGUUUACAUUUAUUAUUGACCAUUUUAUUCCUAUUCAAUGGAAAUUGGUUUGUUUUCUUGUUAAAUGUUCCAAUGGAUUUGUGGUCUAUUUACAAAUAUUUUAUGCGGCAAAAAUCGCCAGGUCAACUAGGCUAUUAUGAUCCGUUGGAAAUAAAUAACAAUAGAAAGAUAAAAUCGCAUAUGCAAGAACUUCUUGUACGUUUGGCAUUUUAUUUGAUAGGGUUUUUUGUUUAUCUAUUUUUGUUAAUUCAUGCUCUUAUUUGA
Didymodactylos carnosus is the source of this 444-nucleotide messenger RNA. The record is from the annotation of a GenBank genome assembly. Lineage: Eukaryota; Metazoa; Rotifera; Eurotatoria; Philodinida; Philodinidae.